AUGGCUCCAAGAAGUAACCGCCGGCGUGGCCGGGAUGGCCACUGUGGUCGUGACGACCGCGGCAGGGACCGACGAGACGAUCGCCGUGAGGCUCGAAGGAGCCGCAGCUCGAGACGAAGAGAUCGUCGCAGGUCGCCAACGACGGAGCCACGAAAGCGACGGCGUCGCAGCCCAGAGACGGAGUACAGCAGCAGUUCUGGCUCUGCUUCGUCCAGCGGUAGCGGGGCGAAGAAGAAGUCCGCCGACUCAGACAAGGACGAGAUCGUCCACUUCUCAUGGUCCAAGGGGCAGAAGAUGGGAGACAAGAAGGAGUAUUCCAGAUACCAGGUGCAGAAACUCCUUGGCGAUGGCACGUUCGGCAGAGUCCUUUUGUGCCAUGACUCCAAGCAGGAUCAAGAGGUGGCCGUGAAGGUUAUCCGGGAUGUCCGCCGGUAUGCUGAAAAUGCAAAGAUCGAAGCCGACAUUCUUCGGGAUAUCAAGAAAGCAGACCCGCACGGCAAGAGGACAAGGAGUGCGAUCAUGUUUGACACAUUCCUGUUCAACGCGCACUUUUGCCUCGUCUUCGAGGUGUGUGGCUGCUCUCUGUACGAUUUUCUCAAAGAGAACAACUUCCGAGGCUUUUGGAUGCAGGACAUCCAACACUUUGCAGAGCAAUCGCUCGACGCUUUGGGGUUCUUGCACAGCCGGCUGCAGAUGACCCACACAGACCUAAAGCCAGAGAACAUUCUCUUGGCGGCCAAUGCGCCACCGCGCCGGAGCGACUUUCCAAGGGAAGCUGCCUGGCAGGAGAAGAAUAAGAAUUCAAAAAAUGGUCAUACGUAUUUUCGACCUGUCAGCAGUGACAUCAAAUUGAUUGACUUCGGCAAUGCCACGUACGAGGAUGAACAUCAUUCAUCCAUCAUCAAUACGAGACAAUACCGAGGUCCUGAGGUGAUCCUCUCGAUGGGCUGGAACGAGCUCUCUGAUGUGUGGUCCAUGGGGUUGGAGGGAAGCAGAUCCAGAUCCUUGCUUCCAACUCCCCACAUCGUGAUGAUCCACGCGGAAAGAUGUGGGAUCUCCCUCAAAAGGAUACACAAUGAUACACACCACUACUAUGUGGCCCACCCCACAUAG
Durusdinium trenchii is the source of this 1113-nucleotide messenger RNA. Lineage: Eukaryota; Dinophyceae; Suessiales; Symbiodiniaceae. The record is from the annotation of a GenBank genome assembly.